Striga asiatica is the source of this 384-nucleotide messenger RNA. The record is from the annotation of a GenBank genome assembly. NCBI's taxonomy places the organism in Eukaryota, Viridiplantae, Streptophyta, Magnoliopsida, Lamiales, Orobanchaceae.
AUGUUGGCGAUCUUGAGAGCGGUAUCAUUAGCAUAUUCCAAAGUCUUGCACACAAUCGGCGUCUUUGGCAACAGCCCGGAUGGGCCCAUGCUAGUGGGCCGAGAAAAGUGCCCGAUAAUGCCGAAUACCUCACGACCCGUGCGCGAUCAGAGGCUGCAAGGAGCUCUUGUGAAUCAGGUUAAGCGUCUCGAAGCAUAUUAUCCCUUCGAAACAGUCCUCCAAUCCGAGUCAAUUCAAGACUUUCACAACAUGGACUUUGACAAUUACGAGUUUUUGGUCAAGAAACCGACCGGGACAGAGCUCGAAAAUGUACUUACGACUUUUCGAACGGGCAAGCUUGGCAAGAGGCUUCUCAAGAGGGGGUUCGGUUUCAAAUUUUCAUAA